AACCGUAGAAGAAGAUAAAGACCUAUUGCGCAACAACAUGGCUGCCUAGUGUACAAGGUUUUGUUGUUGAGGAAUGUUGACAGUUCAGACUGCGGUUAAUAUACAAAGAUGCAAACAUCGCGAGUGAUAUAGUUAGGAAGCCUCGCGGUAAGAUGGGAGUGUGGCGUCUUGCGCGGGUUUUGUCCCGGGCAUUGUCGCUUAAGAAAUCGGCGUGUGGAGGAGCUUUGGUCACCACCAGUCCCUCCUGGGUUCUCUCCAGUGGUACGACUGUGCUGCAGGGCAACACUUCCCGCUCUUACUUUUCAACAGGACCACCAGUCACAGAGAGCACCGAGCUAGUGUACAGGAGUCAUGGAGAUCCAUCACAAGUGGUCCAGUUGGAUACUCGCAAACUUCCCGAACUGGAAGCUAAAAGUGCCCUUGUGAAAAUGCUUGCAGCUCCCAUCAACCCUUCGGAUAUAAACAUGAUCCAAGGAACCUACGCUAUACUGCCUGAUCUUCCAGCUGUUGGUGGUAAUGAGGGAGUGGGUCAGGUCUUAGAAGUGGGCAGUCAGGUCCAAACGGUGAAAGUGGGUGACUGGGUCAUUCCUAGAGAUGCUGGUCUAGGCACAUGGAGGACUGCUGCUGUUUUCAGUGAAGAUGAUCUGGUGACAGUGCCCAGUGAUAUCUCCAUCCUUUCAGCUGCCACUCUAGGAGUCAACCCUUGCACUGCAUUCCGAAUGCUCUCUGAUUUUGAGUGUCUCAUGCCAGGAGACACAGUCAUCCAGAAUGCAGCUAACAGUGGAGUUGGACAGGCUGUGAUCCAGAUAGCAGCAGCAAAGGGUGUCCAUACAAUCAAUGUAGUCAGAGACAGACCGGACCUACAACAGCUGACUGACAGACUAAGAGCAAUGGGAGCCACUUACGUCAUUACAGAGGAGAUGUUAAGAAAGCCGGAAAUUAAGGACAUCUUCAAGGCUUGUCCUCGACCCAAACUGGCCCUUAAUGGUGUGGGAGGAAAAAGUGCCACAGAGCUUCUUCGACAUUUACAAACUGGGGGCACCAUGGUGACAUAUGGGGGGAUGGCCAAGCAACCAGUUACUGUGCCUGUGAGUGCUCUCAUCUUCAAGGAUGUAAAAGUACGAGGAUUCUGGGUCACUCAGUGGAAAAGAGACAAUAAGCAGAAUGAAGAGGCGUUGCGUUUCAUGUUGGAAGAGCUAAGUACACUAAUCCGUGCUGGAAAGCUGUCAGCCCCAUCCUGCACAGAAGUGGAAAUGAAGGACUUCCACAAAGCUCUGGACAAUGCCAUGAAGCCAUAUAUUUCCUCUAAACAAAUCCUGGUCAUGUGAUCCCUCACAAAUUCAGCUUUUAACAAUAGAAAUUAUUGCACCAUAUCCAUAUACAAAAAUUGUGCUUUUAACAUUAAAAUCCAAUAAAUACUAUCAAUUUGUGUUA
Molecule: messenger RNA, 1434 nt
Organism: Hemibagrus wyckioides
Lineage: Eukaryota; Metazoa; Chordata; Actinopteri; Siluriformes; Bagridae
Gene: mecr
Product: mitochondrial trans-2-enoyl-CoA reductase
Exons: 10
Coding region: 153-1328 (391 amino acids)
Biological process (GO): fatty acid metabolic process
Cellular component (GO): mitochondrion
Molecular function (GO): trans-2-enoyl-CoA reductase (NADPH) activity
Source: RefSeq, a predicted model, not a curated record